AUGAGUAAUCUAAUAUUACUCAGUGAGUCUAGGACCUCUAUACAAGGGGGAUUCCCUAAACUCCAAACACAAACGCCGCGGGCUUGUAACCCCGCCUCACCUGCAAUGAGGCGCCUAGGUGCAUUAGCCACAUUCUCUGCCCACGCCUGUGAAGGUUCACGCUCAUCCGGAAUCACACAGAAACUAGAUGAACGCCUUCACCCGGGCACUACAGUCCAUCGCGGUACCCGGUUCAUCCUUCCAUCUAUUGGCCUUACUGGCGCACCAUGCCAAUGUCUGGUUGGAUCCCAUAUCGUCAUAUGGUACCAUACUCGGCCAAGGCAGCUGACCAGGUUAUCCUCCGAGUCUUCCUCCCUUCAUGCACAGCCUCCACGCUGCCAAUCCGGUUGGGCUCUGACGUGCGAGAAUGCGCUUGACUACACCUUCCUAGACAACAUGUGGUUAGACACGCCACAUGUUCUCAGUACUUAG
This is a messenger RNA of Microthlaspi erraticum, 471 nucleotides long. The record is from the annotation of a GenBank genome assembly. Lineage: Eukaryota; Viridiplantae; Streptophyta; Magnoliopsida; Brassicales; Brassicaceae.